This is a messenger RNA of Plectropomus leopardus (leopard coralgrouper), 1220 nucleotides long. The record is from RefSeq and is a predicted model, not a curated record. NCBI's taxonomy places the organism in Eukaryota, Metazoa, Chordata, Actinopteri, Perciformes, Serranidae.
CCUGGCAUUUACAGGCUUAAAAUUCUGAAAAUUAUUACAUCUUUAGUUUUUAUGGUUAAGACUGACAUUGUUUGAAAAAAUGAACUCAAUAAAGGUAGAAAAUAAUACAGAAGGCUGUCAGUUUUGUCAGAGAAGCUCGGUCUUAGUGGCCAGAAAUAAGCUGCGCAGGAAGAGGAAGUGAUGCGUCAGGCCGUGCAGCUGUGAGCGCUGACGCAGUCCGACGAUCAGACGUUCAGCAGCAGGUCAGCAUGGAGGUCACAGCUCUCUGCAGCAGACGCGUGAUAAACGUACUGCUGCUGCUUGCUCAUGUUCAGGACAGCUACUCUCGAAAUGCUGGUUCAUUUUAUCCUCGCAUCGCUCCAUCCAGGCUGCAGUUCUUUGAAUACGAGUCUGUCUUUAUUAAUUGUGAAAGCUUUUUUUAUGAUUCGACUCAGUGGAGAGUGAUGAGGAAUAUUAAAGGAAUAAAUACUUUAUGUUACACUAACUGGGAAACAAAAGGGCCGUGCAAAAUUACAACCGCCUUUUCAGCAGACAGCGGAGAAUACUGGUGUGAAACCAGAGGACAGAAAAGCCACUCGGUCAAUAUCACAGUGACCGCUGACUCUGUGGUCCUGGACAGUCCGGCUCGUCCUGUGAUAGAGGGAGAAACUGUGACUCUGCACUGCAAAAACAAAAAGAUAUCCAAUUUUACAGCAGAUUUUUAUAAAGACGGCGUCCUCAUCAGGAGACACUGGACUGAAAACAUGACGAUCCACAGCGUUUCCAGGUCUGACGAAGGACUCUACAAGUGUCUCAUCUCUGAGGCCGGAGAGUCUGCAGAGAGCUGGCUGGCUGUCAGAGCACACCAGGAAGAGACUUCUGUUCUGGUCAGUCGCCCCUCUGGUGUCCUCACCCUGCUGUGGGUGACUGUUUCUUUUUUAAUUUUGGCUCUGCUGCUGCUGGUCAUGUUCGGACUUCACUAUACGAAACUCAAAGUUCAGGCAGAUUAUUCCACUUCUCCAGUGAUCCCUGUGGUACACACAGAGACCAAUGAAGCUGAAGUACAAACGGCAACUUAUACUGGAAUCACAAACCUUAGAGAGGCAAGAGAAACCAGAGAAACUGAACAACAAACUGCAACAUACAGCAAAAUCAGAAACCUAAGGGAGACAAGAGAUGAAGGUGGACAGUCGACUGCAGCCAUUUACUACACUUUAAGCAUGGGUAAGACCAACAAUUAA